AUGACUCGACUCAGCGCGAUUCUCCCCUUCGCUCUGGGCUCGCUGGCCCUUGCCAGUCAGGAUGCUUUCCAGUCCAAAUGCAGCCAAUUCGCAAAGAAGAUCGAUCUUCCCAAUGUCAAGGUCAACUUCGCCGAAUACGUGCAGGCUGGUACCAACCUGUCUCUGCCAGAUAAUGCACCCAGCUGUGGUGCAUCCUCGCAGUCUGUCUCGGUGGAUCUUUGCCGUGUCGCAAUGGCCGUUUCUACCUCCAACAGUAGUGAAAUAACGUUGGAAGCUUGGUUUCCACGAGAGUACAAGGGCCGCUUCUUGAGCACUGGCAAUGGUGGUCUUUCUGGAUGCAUUCAAUAUUACGACCUGGCAUAUACUGCCCAACUAGGCUUUGCUACGGUUGGGGCCAACAAUGGACACAAUGGAACCUCAGGCGAACCAUUCUACAAACACCCUGAGGUCAUUGAAGAUUUUGCCUAUCGCUCUAUCCACACUGGAGUUGUGGUCGGCAAGGAGCUCACCAAGAAGUUUUACGAUAAUGGCUACGAUAAGAGUUAUUACCUCGGAUGCUCUACAGGUGGUCGACAGGGGUGGAAGUCAGUGCAGAAGUACCCCGAUGACUUCGAUGGGGUUGUCGCAGGUGCUCCUGCCAUAAACUUCAUUGGAUUGCUUUCAUGGAGUGCACACUUUUAUCCCAUCACGGGACCCCCUUCUUCCAAGACAUACCUUACAGCUGCCGAAUGGAAGAUUGCCCACAAAGAGAUCAUUCGUCAAUGCGAUGCCAUUGAUGGAGCCAAGGACGGCAUCAUCGAAGACACGGAUAUGUGCCACCCUAUUUUGGAGACGCUUAUCUGCAAGUCCAACGCCAAAAGCAAAGCAAACUGUCUCUCCCCGGAGCAGGUCAACACCGUUCAACAGAUUUUAUCACCUGUCUAUGGGAUUAAUGGAACUUUGAUCUAUCCACGCAUGCAGCCUGGCUCCGAGGUUCUGGCCCAGCCCAUCAUGUACAACGGUGAACCCUUCGAAUACAGCAAGGACUGGUGGCGAUACGUUGUCUACAACGACCCUUCGUACAGUGGCGCAAAUUGGACCGUCAAAGAUGCCGCUGCUGCCUUCGCUCAGAACCCAUAUGAUAUCCAGACUUGGAACGCCGAUAUCUCGCCGUUCCAAAAGGCCGGGGGCAAGGUCCUUCAUUAUCAUGGUAUGCAGGAUCAGCUUAUCAGCUCGGACGACUCCAAGUGGUAUUACUCUCGCGUUGCGCAGGAAAUGGACAUGGCACCCUCCGAAUUAGAUGAAUUCUACCGUUUCUUCACAAUCAGUGGCAUGGGUCACUGUGGUGGUGGUGAUGGAGCGUAUGGUAUUGGCCAGGGCACCGGUACCUAUGCUGGCAGUGAUCCCAAGGACAAUGUCCUCAUGGCUAUGGUCAAAUGGGUUGAGGAGGGUGUUGCUCCUGAUUACGUUCGUGGGGCUAAGUUCUCGAAUGGCCCUGGCUCGAAGAUUGAAUACCACCGCAAGCACUGCAAAUACCCCCGUCACAAUGUCUAUAAGGGUCCUGGAGACUAUACCGACGAGAAUGCCUGGCAAUGUGUUUAA
This is a messenger RNA of Penicillium waksmanii, 1581 nucleotides long. It is a transcript of the gene faeB-2, whose product is annotated as putative feruloyl esterase. The coding region runs from base 1 to 1581 and encodes 526 amino acids. Lineage: Eukaryota; Fungi; Ascomycota; Eurotiomycetes; Eurotiales; Aspergillaceae. The record is from RefSeq and is a predicted model, not a curated record. The transcript is spliced from 2 exons.